This is a messenger RNA of Physcomitrium patens, 875 nucleotides long. RefSeq lists its product as uncharacterized. NCBI's taxonomy places the organism in Eukaryota, Viridiplantae, Streptophyta, Bryopsida, Funariales, Funariaceae. The record is from RefSeq and is a predicted model, not a curated record.
AUUGGGCCGCGCACAUGUCCCGUUUGGCUACGACCCCUUCCCUACAUUUAAAUGAGCCCGCUCACUACCUCCCACAAGUCUCGCAUUCGGAGGCUCCAACUCCAGAGCUCUCCAUCUAGUGUCCAGCAGCACCAUCACCAAAAUCACUAAUUCUUGUCCUCUCUCACUUCCCUCUUAUCAUCAUUGCAUUUCUGAAUUGCCAGGGUCAUCAUUUGUGUUACUCGAUCCGUCUGAGCUCUCACAAGUUGCUUUGUCGACGAUCUAUCUGCACGCAAUGGCUUCAUCUAACACCAUGUCAAUCGCAUCUGCGUUGUGCCUGGUGACUCUAUUUGCCUCCGUGAUCGUUCAGGUUGCUGCCCAAGAGCCAGCUUCGGCCCCCACGGCCACGCCUCCAGUUGGAGCUCCAACAGUACCCCCUCCCGCUGGGUCUCCUUUCCAGCCACCCACCAGUUCUCCUCCCGCUGCGUCGGGUCCAGCUUCAGUUCCUCCUCCACCACCAUCACCCUCAGCUGAGACCCCCACUGCCACAGACUCUCCUCCCGCCGCUGCAGGACCCGGACCCGCCACAUCCCCAUCUAGCGAUGCCUUCACCGUGGCACCGACUGUUUCGAUUGUGUUGAUGAGCACCCUUGCUUACCUUCUUUACUAGAUCUCGGGGUAAUGAGGCUUAGCAUUCACGUCAGGAUUAGUCAUGGAGCUGCUGUAUCCACGGACGAGGAAGUGAUCCCAAGACAUUAUUGGCAGGACACAUUGUUAAUCUAUUCAUGUAAUGUGCUGAUCAAGGAAGCGCUGAAUAACUAAAAUCCUUUUAUUUAGGGAUUCGAUUGUGGACUGGAACUGUUUAUUAAAAUACAUGUGUACCGGAGUUGCAAAUA